AUGGCGGUGCAGAAUGAUGGUGGGGGAAAAGAUGAAUUAAAAACACAGUUUAUUACUAGAGAAGGAACUUAUAGACUUCUAACAAAUUCAGACUAUUUAAGGCCAAAUCGUGUAGGAUAUACAAAUAAUCAAGGAAAUUCUUCGGUCCGAAUUUCUUUCGUGACUUUACCAGAUCCGAGCGGCAAUGUUGACAAUAUUUGCUUCAACAUUGGCAGAGAACUUUAUGUUUAUGUAUAUAAAGGCGUUAAGAAGGUAAUGCCUAAACAUUUCUUAUACCCAACGGCAGAUCUUCCAAAGCCUGUUGAAAAAAAAAUGUAUAAAGGUAUUAAUCCUACCUGCCAUGACUUCAAUGCAAUAAAUGCCACAGCUGAUAGUGCCUCACUUCUAGUUGGAUUUUCAACUGGCCAAAUUCAACUAAUUGAUCCUAUAAAAAAAGAACUGAGCAAACUAUAUAAUGAAGAGAGAUUAAUAGACAAAACAAAAGUGACCUGCAUUAAAUGGGUGCCUGGAUCACAAAAUCUAUUUGUUGUUUCUCAUAGCAGCGGUCAACUCUAUCUUUACAAUGAAGAGUUACCUUGUGGUAUAACUCCGCCUCAUUACCAGCCGUUUAAAAACGGUGAAGGAUUCACGGUGCACACGUGCAAAACGAAAAGCACUCGAAACCCUUUAUACAGAUGGGUAAUCGGGUCGGACGGAUGUUGUAUAAAUGAAUUUGCCUUUUCUCCGUGUGGAGUACAUUUAGCUAUAGUGUCACAAGAUGGAUUUCUGCGGGUUUUCCAAUACGAUAAAAUGGAAUUGGAAGGUAUUGCCAGGAGUUAUUUCGGGGGGUUUUUAUGUGUUUGCUGGUCUCCGGAUGGUAGGUAUGUCGUAGUGGGAGGGGAGGACGAUUUGGUAACCGUUUGGAGCUUCCACGAAAGGAGGGUCGUGGCUCGAGGUCAAGGACAUCGGAGUUGGGUAAGCGUCGUCGCUUUUGAUCCCUACACGACGUCGUACGGAGAGAAAGACACGGUUGAUUUUAGCGGAGGAUCCGACGACGAAUCGCAAUCCCAAGUUUAUCAUAAUCAUAUUGGUAGUUGUAACUUUUCCACUGGAAAUACUCGUAACCGUAAUUCCUCAAAUUCCGAAGUUAAUCGAAUAAGUGCUGCUACUUGUUACCGUCUCGGUUCCGUGGGGCAAGACACUCAAUUGUGUUUUUGGGACAUCACCGAAGAUGUUCUUAGGCAACCGGUUUGCUCAAAACAAAGAACUAGUAUAUUUUCAUCGUGUGCGGGCGAUCCAGGAAUAAUAAGUGGAAACGGUUCAGCGUCGAAGCUUAACGUCAGUUCCUCGGUAAAGUGCAAUAACGUGUCAUCCCAUAAAGAACCCAACGCGGACGUACCAGUUUUUAAUCAUUCAAAUACAUCAAUUACCCAAAGGUUAGCCGGUUUCGGUUUCGGCGACAGAAAAGAAAGUACUUCGUUACAUAAAAGAAACUUGAGUCAAAUAUCUAAAAAUGCUUGCGCGAUCGGUGAUAAAAAUAGUUGGAAAGGAGGGGUGUCAUCGAAUAAAAGUUGCUACGACGAUCCGAUUAAGCUCAUUGGAACGAAUGCGUGUCCAAGAUUUGACGAAUGUCCCGUUCUGGAGCCUCUCAUAUGUAAAAAAAUCGCACACGAGAGGUUGUCUGCUCUCGUGUUUAGGGAAGACUGUUUCGUAACAGCUUGUCAAGAUGGCUACGUCUACACUUGGGCUAGGCCCGGUAAAAUGGUAAAUUUUUUUAUUUAA
Pediculus humanus corporis (human body louse) is the source of this 1761-nucleotide messenger RNA. Its product is annotated as WD-repeat protein, putative. The coding region runs from base 1 to 1761 and encodes 586 amino acids. The transcript has 4 exons. The record is from RefSeq and is a predicted model, not a curated record. Gene Ontology annotation, molecular function: protein binding. NCBI's taxonomy places the organism in Eukaryota, Metazoa, Arthropoda, Insecta, Psocodea, Pediculidae.